Molecule: messenger RNA, 2137 nt
Organism: Serinus canaria (Common canary)
Lineage: Eukaryota; Metazoa; Chordata; Aves; Passeriformes; Fringillidae
Gene: NECAB3
Product: N-terminal EF-hand calcium binding protein 3
Exons: 13
Coding region: 641-1696 (351 amino acids)
Biological process (GO): regulation of amyloid precursor protein biosynthetic process
Cellular component (GO): Golgi cis cisterna; endoplasmic reticulum; cytoplasm
Molecular function (GO): calcium ion binding
Source: RefSeq, a predicted model, not a curated record
UCCGCAGAGCCAAAGUUGGCUGGGGCGGCGGAGCCGCUCGGCUGAGUCGGGAUCGGCGGGGCGCGAUCUGCGUACGGACCGAGCCCAACCGAGCCGGGCUGGGCCGAACCGAUCCGAGCCAACUAAACCGAGCCGAGCCGCCCUGCCGAACCGAACUGAGUCCAGCCGAAGGACCCCUGCCGAACCGAAGAGAGCCGCACCGAACAGAGCCGAAUCCAUCCCUAUAGCACCGAACCGAACCGAAGCCGUUCCUCCGGCACGCAGCUGAUCUCUAAGGCGCGGAACCAGACCCAUCCCUACCGCACCGAGGCCGUUCUUUCCGCACCCAGCCCAUCUCUACGGUACCGCACCGCGCCGUGCCCUACGGCACCGCACCGAACCCAUCCGUGCAGCAGCGCCCCUGCCCUGCGGUACCGCACCGCAUCCCGGGCACCGCACCGAACCCGUGCCCUGCGGUACCGCACCGCAUCCCGGGCACCGCACCGAACCCGUACCCUGCGGUACCGCACCGCAUCCCGGGCACCGCACCGAACCCGUACCCUGCGGUACCGCACCGCAUCCCAGGGCACCGCACCGCGCCCUAAGGCACUGCACCCUCCGGCUCCGCUCCGGUGCCCGCAGCACCGCGCCCGGCGGGACCAUGAUGUCGUGUGCCGAGCUGCUGGCCGUGUGCCUGCUCUCCGCAGAUCGCGGCCCCAAGCUCCACCGCCAGCCGCUGCCCAUCUUCCACGACAUUUUCCGGCGAGCCGACAAGAAUGAUGAUGGGAAGCUGUCAUUUGAGGAGUUCAAGAACUAUUUCUCUGAUGGCAUCCUGAGCUCGGAGGAGCUGUGGGAGUUGUUCAGUGGCAUUGACAGGCGUCACUCAGACAACGUGGACACGGAGAAGUUGUGUGAUUAUUUCUCAGCAUACCUGGGGGAAUACAGGAAUGUUCUCUCUGCCCUGGAAACGCUCAACGCUGCGGUGCUGGCAGCCAUGGACAAAACCAAGCUGAGGUACGAGACAGCCUCGAAGAUGGAGCAGUUCCUGACGCGGUUCCUGCUGCGGGAAACCAUGCACCAGCUGCAGUCCCUGCAGGUGUCCCUCGAGUGCGCCGUGGACACCGUGGAGGAGCAGGCGGGACGGGAGAGAAAGGAGAUCAAGAAGUCGGAGACUUCGGUUGGCCUGAGGUCAGGGAGGCGCUGUGGGCGCAGGGGACAGAAGAACGUCUGUCUGUCCCCAACAGACCCCUACUCUGGCAUGCUGACAACAGGUGUUUGUGUCGAGGACAACAGCCAGUGGAUGGCUCAGAUCAACAGGCUCCAGCAGCUCAUCGAGAAGCUGGAGUGCAAGAGCCCGCGCCUGGAGCCGCUGAAGGAGGAAGCCAUGUGCAAGGGACAGGAUGCACACAUCCUGGUGGCCAAGAGGCAGAUCUCGGUGGCCACGAGCAGCAUCGAGGAGUUCCGGCGGGCGUUCCGCUCCUACACCGAGGGCACGGCCGGGCACAGCAGCUGCCUGCAUGUCUCUGCCUGCAAGCUGACUGAUGAGGCCUGCUUCAUCCUGUAUGAGUUCUGGCAGGACGUGACCUCAUGGAGAAGCCACUUGCAGUCCAGCUGCAGCAAGACUUUCCAGCAGUCCAUCCUCAGCCUGCUGGAGUCCCCGGAGCUGCUGACCACCAUGCUGUUCCCAGCUUCCUGGUGGAUCAUGAACAACAACUGACCCGGGACAGCAUCUCCAGGACACCAUCAGCAUGCGGGAGGACGUGGGCACAGCCUUUGUCACCUUUGUCACCCCCCUGUCCCUCCAUUCCCUCCUGUGGCCAGCGGGGGCUGCCUGCCCUCGGCCCCGCCGGUGUUUUGCUCCUUUGCUCUUUUCAUGUUAAUUUAUUUAUUUCUCCUGCUCCUAAGCCACUGUCUGAGCUGCCUGGGGGGGCUGUGGGUGGGGUGGCAGCCCUGCCCCUGCGGGAGCACUGGGCUGGUGCUGCAUGCCAGGAGCCUUCAGUCCCUCUUGCACUCAGCUCCUCUUCCUCCUGGCUCUGAGGCUGCCUAGGGAUGGGCAGGGGACAUGGCCCUGGCCAGCUGUGACAUCCAGCCCAGGAGCCAGGUGGCCUGAUAUGGAUUGUCAAGAGUGUUUUAUAGGGAAAAAAUAUUUCAUGAAGUA